CUACUUUAUUUUUCGUAUUUUACAAUAAUUUAUACACAAUUAUUAUGCUCUUACUAUAUUUCCUAGUCACAGAUAUCUAUUAAUCUGUGUCCUAGUUACGUACGCUUGUCGUCUUAUUGUUUGCUAUCAGCUGAUCGAAAUGUACAAUUAGUGAAUCAAAGAAAGGAUAUAAAUGGAUAAAAUGGAAAAGAGAUGUUCACCUGCCGAAAUUGAGCAGAAACGUUUGCUAGCAUUACAAAGGAGACAACAAGCUCAAUUGAAAAUGCAAACUACACCUAAAAAUAGUCCAUUACAACAAUCAAACUCUAAUGAUGGUACAAAUGUUAUGAGACCAAAUAAAUUAAACAAUCGUUUUAACCCCAUGGAAGCAAAGAACUUUUUUAGUCGAACUUCGAUUUUAACAAGCAAAUGUUAUAUGAUUAGCAAUGAGAGAUUUGCGAUAGAUAUAUCAACAUUUGAUCCUACAGUUAUUGAUACAUUCAAAACACUUCCAAGCAAAUCAUAUGAUGUAAAAACUAGAAUAUGGGAUUUUCAUAUCAAUGAUUAUGACAGUUUAAUACAAAAAUUGAAGAACCAUAAGUCUAACAUAUCUGUCAAUGGAAUACCACAAAAUAUUCUCCAAAUAUUCAAAAAAAGAUUAAAGCCAGAGCAAGAAAAUAUACUUAAACAGGAUCUGUCAAAAAUAGAUAACAAAUUAAUAAGCAAUUUAAUGCCGUUUCAACAAGAAGGCGUUUGCUUUGGUAUAUCAAAAGGUGGUCGUUGUAUGAUUGCGGAUGAUAUGGGUUUAGGGAAAACUAUACAAGCAUUAGGCAUAGCACAUUACUUCCAAGAAAGCUGGCCACUUCUAAUUGUAGUUCCUUCAUCAGUUAGGUAUCAAUGGUCUGAAGCAAUAUAUGAAUUUUUGCCAUCUAUACCUGUGCAUUAUGUUCAUCAUUUUCUAAAUACAAAGGAUUGUAUUGGAGAUGAGAAAAUUACUAUAAUUUCAUAUGAAAUAUUAUCGCGAGCUGUAAUUACAUUCGAGAAACAUAUGUAUGGAUUUGUUAUUCUGGAUGAAUCUCACGCAUUGAAGAGCAAUAAGACUGCAAGAUUUCAAGCUGCUCAACGGAUAUGCGCCCAUGCGCGUCAUGUUGUAUUACUUUCUGGCACUCCAGCUUUGUCAAGACCAAUUGAACUACAUUCUCAAAUCAGUCUGAUUUUACCACGUUUUAUAAGCUAUGAAAAUUAUGGUGUACGAUACUGUGCAGGGCAGAUGACAGAUUAUGGUUGGAAUUUUAUUGGUUCCUCAAAUGCGAAAGAGUUAGAAGUAUUGUUAAAGACCACUUGCAUGAUUCGAAGAUCGAAAACUGAUGUGUUAAGCCAAUUGCCAUCUAAAACAAGGCAAGUGAUUAUUUUAGACCCUCAUUUGAUCAAAACUGAUAAGCAAAUGACCAAAAUAGAAAAAAAAUUACAAAAGUCAAUGAUCACAGGUAGGGAGAAACAUAAUACUUUACUGGAAUAUUUUAGGGAGUCUAGUUUUGCAAGAAUUAAAGCAAUAUGCAAUUAUGUUACGGAUUUAUUUGAAAAUAAGAAGAAGUGCCUUUUGUAUGCUCAUCAUCGCAAUGUUUUGGAUGCCAUUUGCGAAGUUGCUGAAUCUAAGGGGAUAGAAUAUAUAAGAAUAGAUGGCCAAACUAAUCCAGAGGAAAGAAAACUUCAAGUUGAUAGAUUUCAGGAAUGCGAUAAUUGCUUGGCAGCAGUUUUAUCAAUUACUGCUGCAAAUGCUGGCGUUACAUUAACAGCUGCGCAUCUAGUGGUCUUUGCUGAAUUAUAUUGGAACCCUGGUAUUUUAUGCCAGGCAGAAGACCGAGUGCAUAGAAUUGGACAAAACGAAAACGUUUUGAUACAAUAUCUGGUGGCGAAAAACACGGCAGAUGAUCAUUUGUGGCCUUUGAUAAAAAAAAAGCUGAGUGUUUUGAAUGAGGUUGGCCUCAAUCAGGAUUUAUCGAUAAAUAAUGUUGACACCUCGUCGCAGAAAGAAUACGGACAACGAGAUCUGACUUCCUUUAUGAAUAUCUCUUUGUCGCCGGGAGAGCAAUCACAAUCGCAGGAUGAUGAGAAGAAUAAUUCAGUUUCAAAAGCAUCUUCCUCUGCGAAAGAUCUUAAAGAAAUGCUCGAAAUCGAUGAAGACUAUUUCGAUUCCUGCAGUUGGGACGAUAUUGCUUGACUGUGUAAUGAUUUUUGGUUGCGUUACAAAAUUCUAUCUUUUUAUAAACAAAAACUAUAUUUAGUAUGUUGAAAAAAAAUAAAGCUCUAUCACCCUCAGAGGAAAAUUUCAUAAGUGA
Molecule: messenger RNA, 2318 nt
Organism: Nylanderia fulva
Lineage: Eukaryota; Metazoa; Arthropoda; Insecta; Hymenoptera; Formicidae
Gene: Marcal1
Product: SWI/SNF-related matrix-associated actin-dependent regulator of chromatin subfamily A-like protein 1
Biological process (GO): DNA repair; replication fork processing
Cellular component (GO): nuclear replication fork
Molecular function (GO): ATP binding
Source: RefSeq, a predicted model, not a curated record